AUGGCUACUCAACAGGAUAAGUCCUUCAUGGGCAUGCCCGGCUUCGUGGUCGACUUCAUGAUGGGUGGUGUCUCCGCCGCCGUCUCGAAGACCGCUGCGGCCCCCAUCGAGCGUAUCAAGCUCCUCAUCCAGAACCAGGAUGAGAUGUUGAAAACCGGCCGUCUCGACCGCAAAUACAAUGGUAUCGUCGACUGCUUCAGCAGAACCGCAAAGAACGAGGGCGUCGUCUCCCUGUGGAGAGGAAACACUGCCAACGUCAUCCGUUAUUUCCCUACCCAGGCCCUCAACUUUGCUUUCCGUGAUACCUACAAGGCCAUGUUCAACUUCAAGAAAGACAAGGAUGGAUAUGCCAAAUGGAUGGCUGGUAACUUGGCUUCCGGUGGUCUUGCUGGUGCCACCUCCCUUCUCUUCGUCUACUCCCUCGACUAUGCCCGUACCCGUCUUGCCAACGAUGCCAAGAGCUCCAAGGGCACUGGCGAGCGUCAAUUCAACGGCCUGAUCGAUGUCUACAAGAAGACCCUCAAGUCUGAUGGUAUCGCUGGUCUCUAUCGUGGUUUCGGUCCCUCCGUCCUUGGAAUUGUCGUCUAUCGUGGUCUCUACUUCGGCAUGUACGACUCCAUCAAGCCUGUCCUCCUCGUUGGUCCUCUUGAGGGCAGCUUCAUCGCCUCCUUCAUGCUCGGCUGGGGUGUCACCACUGGUGCUGGUAUUGCUUCUUAUCCUCUUGACACUAUCCGUCGUCGUAUGAUGAUGACGUCUGGUGAGGCCGUUAAGUACUCCUCGUCCUUGGAUGCUGCCCGACAGAUCGCCGCCAAGGAAGGUGUCCGAUCCUUCUUCAAGGGUGCUGGUGCUAACAUCCUCCGUGGUGUCGCCGGUGCUGGUGUGCUCUCCAUCUACGACCAAGUCCAGCUCCUCCUCUUCGGCAAGGCCUUCAAAUAA
Molecule: messenger RNA, 936 nt
Organism: Blastomyces dermatitidis ER-3
Lineage: Eukaryota; Fungi; Ascomycota; Eurotiomycetes; Onygenales; Ajellomycetaceae
Product: ADP,ATP carrier protein
Exons: 6
Coding region: 1-936 (311 amino acids)
Biological process (GO): mitochondrial ADP transmembrane transport; mitochondrial ATP transmembrane transport
Cellular component (GO): mitochondrial inner membrane
Molecular function (GO): ATP:ADP antiporter activity
Source: RefSeq, a predicted model, not a curated record